This is a messenger RNA of Artibeus jamaicensis (Jamaican fruit-eating bat), 504 nucleotides long. It is a transcript of the gene NHLH2, whose product is annotated as nescient helix-loop-helix 2. The coding region runs from base 52 to 459 and encodes 135 amino acids. Gene Ontology annotation, molecular function: RNA polymerase II cis-regulatory region sequence-specific DNA binding; protein dimerization activity; DNA-binding transcription factor activity, RNA polymerase II-specific. The transcript has 2 exons. Lineage: Eukaryota; Metazoa; Chordata; Mammalia; Chiroptera; Phyllostomidae. Gene Ontology annotation, biological process: regulation of transcription by RNA polymerase II. The record is from RefSeq and is a predicted model, not a curated record.
UCUAAAAGCUUGGAGAAAAGAUUAUCAAAAAGACUUUUACAAGCCUCCAAAAUGAUGCUGAGUCCUGACCAAGCCGCCGACUCGGACCACCCCAGCUCGGCACACUCGGAUCCAGAGUCGCUGGGCGGCGCGGACGCCAAGGUGCUGGGCAACGUGUCGGACCUGGAGCAGGUGGAGGAGGCCGAGGGCGACGGCAAGGGUGGCAGCCGGGCCGCGCUCUACCCGCACCCGCAGCAGCUGAGCCGAGAGGAGAAGCGCCGUCGCCGGCGCGCCACGGCCAAGUACCGGUCUGCACACGCCACCCGCGAGCGCAUCCGUGUGGAGGCCUUCAACUUGGCCUUCGCUGAGCUCCGCAAACUGCUGCCCACGCUGCCCCCGGACAAGAAGCUCUCCAAGAUCGAGAUCCUGCGCCUGGCCAUCUGCUACAUCUCUUAUCUCAACCACGUCUUGGACGUGUAGGGGCGGGCGCGCAGCGGGAGGCCGUGGGUCGGGACGCCGGGGGAC